Messenger RNA from Macrobrachium nipponense, 739 nucleotides. Its product is annotated as cuticle protein AM1274-like. The transcript is spliced from 5 exons. NCBI's taxonomy places the organism in Eukaryota, Metazoa, Arthropoda, Malacostraca, Decapoda, Palaemonidae. Bases 91 to 537 code for a protein of 148 amino acids. The record is from RefSeq and is a predicted model, not a curated record.
CUAUAAAAGUGUGGUUUGGACGACCGAGGAGCCACACUUCUUCCUUUCUUCAAUCCGUUCGCAUCGAUUCUCUCCGAAAACGAAUAGAAAAUGAAGCUCGCUUUGUUGUUCGUGUGCUGUGUUGGGUGUGUGUUGGCCCGUCCCGAAAAACCUGCCGCUUUCGGCAACGCCGUCGUGGCACCGACUCCUGUUCCGAUUCUGGUCGACGAGAGGGAACCCAUUGAUUCCUUCGGAGGAUACGGCUUCAAGAUUGUCACGGGAGACGGUCAGAGCAAGUCUGAAUCUUCUUCCCGCGCUGGUCUUGGCAAGAUGGUCACCAAAGGACAGUACUCGUUCACCCAUCCCGACGGCCAGGUCCACGUUUUGUCCUACACUGCUGGUGUGAAUGGCUUUGAACCAAUCUCCGAUUUCCUUCCAACACCACAUCCUCUGGAACCAUGGCACCUGGAACAGAUCCGCUUCGCCGAAAGACAACGCCGCUUGCAAGAACUCGCCGAAGCCCGUGCUGCCCUGGAGGCAAAACACAAGAAACAGUAAAAAACUUAACCAAAACAAAACACAGCAAAAACUGUAAAAAAAAAAAAAAAAAUCAAAUAAUCUUUUUCAUCCAACUUCCACUCUAGCUCCUGUCAUUCUGUCUACAUUGUUGCAUAAUAUUAACUUAUAUUUGUUAUUACCUUAUUGAGUAAUGAUGAUGAUAUCGAGUCUGAACGGCUUAAUAAAACACACCCAAUAAUUA